Molecule: messenger RNA, 1595 nt
Organism: Cololabis saira (Pacific saury)
Lineage: Eukaryota; Metazoa; Chordata; Actinopteri; Beloniformes; Belonidae
Gene: adisspa
Product: adipose secreted signaling protein
Exons: 6
Coding region: 72-608 (178 amino acids)
Source: RefSeq, a predicted model, not a curated record
CUGUAUCGUCCAGCUCUUAUGGGGAAGCCAGCGAGGCCAGAGGUCAGUGAUGACAUCCUAACCACAUUACCAUGGCAACAGGAAGAAAAGGCUCCACUUCCAAAGCUGCUGGGGUGCAUUUCCCUGACGAUAACGAGACUCCUGGCUCUCCAACCCGAAGAGAUGACCAAUCCAACAUCUCUACCCUCCUUGCUGUCCUACAGAAGGAUGGUCGCUACUUAGUCAAGGCUGGUUUCCUGAAGAGUCACCACUGUUAUGAGAUUGUCUUUACUGUACCAGAGGUUCCCACUCUGGGGAAACAACUCUCCUGUCUUCCUUCCUGCUCUCCGUCCCGGAAGCCCUGGAGCAUUCGGGUCCAACGAAUAAACUCCAGCCUGGAGGGAGAAGUGAAGGUAACAUGCGAGUACAGAACUCAUCAGGAGGGUGUGAUGCAGGAGGAAAUCACUCUGGUGACCAGAGGAAAAAGAGACAGCAGUGUGAAGAUCAGACUCCAGGCCAGAGUCAUUGAUCCACAUCAUGGGACUCCUAUGCUCCUGGAAGGAGUCAGAUGCCUGGCUGCUCAGAAAGAUGCUCACACAAAGCACUGCAGCGACCAGAAGAGGGUGUGAGGACACCACUGGACACGUGUCCUGGGAUUACAAACCUUCUUAUUUGAUUUGGAAAGAAUGGCUCUUUGAUGCUUUGCAUUUGUGGUAAAAUACUUCCUGAUUAAGAAGAAAUAAUGUAGAGUGACUAGUUUUCAUCAUAGUUUUGCUGAGUCAUGGGUUACUGGCGUUAGUCAGAAAAUAAAGGAAGUAAAAUGUUUAGGCCAGCAGCCGACAAUCCAGCUCAUUUCCAGUUUAGCCUUGAAGCCUCUGCUGUUGGCGGGACAAAGUGAACCAGCAUGAGCACAUGCUUGACCACAUUACACCUGUAAAUACGCACAAAAACAACACCAAGCCGCUGCCAGAAUAGAACAAGUCAGCAGCAGCAGCAGCAGCAGCAGCAGCAUAACAACCUGACCAGUAAAAUCUCACUAAGAUACAGUAUAGCAUUCCUUCUCAUUCAGUGCCAUCCAGAGCAGCAGGCUUGUUUCACGUCAGCGGUGGUUUUAUCUGUUGUUGUUCAUAGGAAAUCAUUCCUCUACUACUUAGAACGCUUCAAGAACCGAGCCUGCUGGCCUGUCAUGUUAGCUGAAUCAACAUAGACUAUGUAAAAGAAGUGGACUGACUAUGACUUUGGUGUUUUACUAAUUCAGUGAAGGAGAGGGGGGUAGAUCUGAGAGCCUGCAUUAUGUGCAUUCAUAAUGCUGUCGAUCACAGCUUAAGCCAUACCAUGAAGUAUAUACUGCUUGUCCUCUAUUCUCCUCUAAAUGGGACCAAGUUUCACAAAUGGAUUAUUAUGCUGUUUUGAAGACAUGUAAUACAUUUGGACAUAACAAUAGAGGGUCUGCAUUGACGUCACUUCCCCACUGGACCAGCCCCCUUACUCACACUGAGUGGCAAAACAUCAGCAAAAAUGGCUGCAACUAGUGGAAAAGACGGGAUAACAGCUGAUUAUCGCCUUAAAUUAAAUGCAGUUGGACUUGACAGUGACCCGUACAGUUACCCCAAGAA